Molecule: messenger RNA, 1184 nt
Organism: Anneissia japonica
Lineage: Eukaryota; Metazoa; Echinodermata; Crinoidea; Comatulida; Comatulidae
Product: estradiol 17-beta-dehydrogenase 1-like
Exons: 5
Coding region: 77-940 (287 amino acids)
Molecular function (GO): oxidoreductase activity
Source: RefSeq, a predicted model, not a curated record
GGUAUAAAGGAUCUACCACUCAUUGCAAUAGCGUCGUCGAAUAGUCACACCACUUCUCCAAGAGAAAAACAUCAAAAUGGCAUCUCGUACAGUUCUGAUCACUGGUUGUUCAUCUGGAAUUGGUCUGGCGGCAGCCGUUGUGCUGGCAAAGCAGCCUGAUGCAAAAUUCAAGGUCUAUGCAACAAUGAGGAACACUGGCAAGAAAGAGGAACUGGAGAAGGCGGGCCGUGACUGUCUUGACAAAACGUUAUUUAUCCGCGCUUUGGAUGUCAAUGAUGCCAAGACAUUUAAACCAGUUCUGGAUGAGAUCAUCAACUCCGAUGGCAAAUUAGAUAUCUUAAUCAAUAACGCCGGACAGGGAAUGCUUGUAAUAUCAGAAACGGCGCCAGUUGAAGGUGUUCGACAGGUAUUCAACACCAACGUCAUUGGUCUGUUUCAAUUAACGCAAGCUGUUAUUCCAAUAAUGAAGAAACAGCAAUCGGGACACAUAAUUAACGUGACAAGUGUGGGCGGAUUUAUGGGUGUACCGUAUAAUGCCAUUUACUGUGCGUCAAAGUUUGCAGUGGAAGGUAUGACAGAAGGCUUGGCAUGUGAACUAAUGCCUGAUAACAUCAGAUUUAGUCUUAUCGAACCAGGGCCAGUUACCACAAAGUUUCGAGAGAACUUACAGUCAGCAAGCGGGACCGGACUGGACAGUCCGGAUGUUGAUGAAGAUACUAAAAAAAGAUUCUUAUCUAUGAUGACCAAAAUCCGAGAUUCAUAUGCACAUGCAACGCAAACGGCCGAUGAAAUUGGUUACGUCAUUCUGAAGGCAGCAACUGAUGAAAAUCCAUCCCUACGAUAUCAAACAAGCGCUGACGCAGAACGGAGAGCGAAAUCGAAGUUAGCGGACCCGACAGGAAAUAAUUAUUUGGAUAUUUAUCGUAAAGUGAUUGAAUAACGUACAAUUCAUGGUGGCUUCACGGUUCAAAUCUAUUGAAACACAAUCAUCUCUUUUAGGAACAAUUGGCUUGUGUAUGAAUUGGUAUAAUAUAAACCGUCGUAUAACAAUAGGCUGUGAAUUAUAGUUGUUUUUACAGUGAUGAAAACAAGAUAAUCUAAAAUUUAUUAAGCGGCUUGCGCUCACAAACAAAUAACUCAAAGUGAUAAUAUAAUAUUGAUUAAAUUUUUCUAGUCACAAAGCA